GUGAGACCAUAGACAAACAUUUCCUCCCGUAAGAAAAGGGAAUGCAGGAAAAGUGCAGCUAGCAGAUAAUAUAUCACCAUCUUCUGAAACAAACAAAUAAUGCAAUCGGAGUUACAAAACACAGUUGAUGGGGCUUUGUAAAAAUGCAAAACAGAAAGAAGAGAGGAAACCCUCUCUUGAUAACAGGAAACGAAAAAAAGGCAUUUUGAUAUAUAAUUAAUUAGUUUUAAAAGCAAAGAUGGGAAGCAUGGAAAAUGUAGCAAUAAUCGGAGGAUUGAUUGGAAUCCAAGUUAUCUACGCAGGGAACGCCGUGCUGAUGAGCUAUUGCAUGUCAUUGGGCCUCAGCGUUCUCACCAUUAUCAUUUUCACUUCCUUCGCUACGUUCCUUAUGCUCUUCCCCAUUGCCUUUUAUUUUGAAAGGAGUAAGUGGCCCAAAAAUUGGAGUUUCAAGUUUAUUAUGCACCUAUCAUUUCUUUCAUUUGGAGGAUUAGCUUUUCAGUCUUUAUUCCUCAAAGGAAUCAAUCUAACUUCGCCAGCAAUGGGAACCGCCAUGCCAAACCUUGCCCCAGGUCUUAUUUUCAUCAUCGCAUGGACUUUUGGGUUAGAGAAAGUCAACUUAAGCAACAAUCUAAGCAAAAUUAAAAUCUUUGGGACAUUGCUUUGUGUUGUGGGAACUCUCACAAUGAGCAUAAUGCAAAGCAUUUCUGCACCUGCAACUGAGAUAAAGGAUACCACAGUUCAAUUAUCAUCGACACCAUCAGAUUUCAUCUUUGAAAUGCAGAAGAUAAUCGGUUGCCUCUAUCUCAUGGCUGCAGUCAUAAUAUUGUCAAGCAAUGUUGUCCUCCAGGCUUUUGUUCUUGGAGAUUUUCCUGCACCAAUGUCCUUGAGUGCAAUCACAUCAUUGUUUGGAGCUUUCAUGACUACAAUAGUGCAAUUAAUUGAAGAACGUGACUUGAAAAUCGGUUGGCAAAUCGUGAGUUUAGGAGACAUGAUUGCCUAUUCUGUUCUGGCAGGUGCAGUAAGCGGAAUAAGCCUAAGCUUCAACGGGUGGGCACUUAAGAAAAGAGGACCAGUCUUUGUCUCCAUGUUUAACCCCAUUGGAACUGUUUGCUCUGUCAUUUUCUCUGUCAUUUCUCUGGGAGAAACUAUUAAUAUUGGAAGCCUUGGAGGCAUGCUCAUCAUGUUCACUGGGCUUUAUUUAGUUCUUUGGGCCAAAGGGAAAGAAGGAUACACAGAUGGAGAUGUCUUAAAGUAAGCUUGAAAUAGCUGCUCUCUUGAUGUAUUUGUGACAAAGGGCAUUCCUAAGAGUAUAAUAAGAAGAGGUGGUUCAAAGUCUCCAGAUCUGUUAAAUGAAACAAGACAUAGAUUUUUCCUCUUUCUCUUUUUGGAAUAUAUGAGUGGCAUUUGUUGAAAAGUGAGAAAUAGGAAAAACAGACAAUAUGUACAAAAGAAUAUGAUGUAUGAAGAGAUGAGAACAGAGAGCGAGAUAGAGAGAUGUGGUGUGUGAAUGAAGAAAAAAUUAGAUGUAGAAAAAUUAUAAAUUUAUGUGUUCUCAUAGUCUAUUCAAGAUAUUCAUUGAAGUCUAGUGGCUGAAAUAUUAGUGAAAUAUCAGUACGGCUGCUUCCAUCUAAAAUUGCAAAUAGACUUCUCAACACUUCCCCCAAUAAAAAAAUUUCA
Molecule: messenger RNA, 1677 nt
Organism: Lotus japonicus
Lineage: Eukaryota; Viridiplantae; Streptophyta; Magnoliopsida; Fabales; Fabaceae
Product: WAT1-related protein At5g47470
Exons: 8
Coding region: 239-1255 (338 amino acids)
Cellular component (GO): plasma membrane
Molecular function (GO): transmembrane transporter activity
Source: RefSeq, a predicted model, not a curated record